Messenger RNA from Python bivittatus (Burmese python), 1799 nucleotides. NCBI's taxonomy places the organism in Eukaryota, Metazoa, Chordata, Lepidosauria, Squamata, Pythonidae. The record is from RefSeq and is a predicted model, not a curated record.
AUGGGAGCCAGAAGAACAUCCUUUUUGUCGCUUUCCAAAAGACCUGUCGUGCAAAGAAUAAAGCUUUACAAUCUGCAACUAUUUACAGAUGCCUUUAAUGGGUCGGUGACAUUUUUGCCUUUGGAGCAAACCUGCGAAGGCCAGUACGAGGUGAAGGUUGGCAAUAUUUAUCAGAUUCGGCUUCGGCACAUACAGGACGACGAAUGGACUGUGUCGGUGUUCCUGAACCCAGAAAAAUAUGUUUCUGAUGGAAUUGUAUAUCCUAAAGCAACAUGGCUUGGAAGUGAAUUGCUUUCUAAAGUGGUUAAAUGGUCUACCGAGAUCACAAAGAAUGAAUUUAAGAGUACACUCUCUCUUAUUUCUUUGGCUAGAUACACCAAGGUUUAUCAGGAUUUAAAGGAAAAAUACAGAGAGAUUGUCAAAGUUUGGCCUGAAGUAACAGAUCCUGAAAAGUUUGUAUACGAGGAUGUUGCCAUAGCUGCUUAUCUACUGAUCCUUUGGGAAGAUGAGAGAACUCUGAGAAGCCUGUCCAAGAAACAAUCUUUUGUGGAUCUUGGCUGUGGAAAUGGUCUCCUAGUUCAUAUUUUAAGUAAUGAGGGGCAUCCAGGAAAAGGAAUUGAUGUCAGAAGAAGAAGAAUAUGGGAAAUGUAUGGCCCACAGACAUGCUUGGAGGAGAAUGCCGUUAAUCCAAACAAUCUUUAUCCAGAUGUUGACUGGUUAAUUGGAAAUCAUUCUGAUGAGUUGACACCAUGGAUACCUGUCAUAGCAGCCAGGUCUUCCUAUUCGUGCCGCUAUUUUCUGCUGCCUUGCUGCUUUUUUGAUUUCUACGGAAAGUACAACCGAAGACAGAGCAAGAAGAGCCAGUACAGAGAAUAUCUUGAUUUUGUUACAGAAGUCGGGAUCGUAUGUGGCUUUAAUGUAGAAGAAGAUUGCCUUAGAAUUCCUUCAACAAAAAGGGUGUGCUUAAUUGGAAUGUCAAGAACCUACUUGGCAGCACAAGAUUCUGCGUUUGAGGAACAGAGAAGGCAGUAUAUCAGGAAGCACCGGUCCUGCUGCAUAACUGUGGCGUUGGACGAAAGGGAUGGCUUGCCCCGGGAGCAGAGCCUCUCAGCUGCAGGCGGGGCUGCUGGUCUGGUGCUGUGUGAAGAGGCCUCUCAGGAGGGAGAUGUGCGGGCAGGCUUGCCAUCUGGGUUUCUACCCCGGGGAAAAGAACAAGCAAGAAACUGCACCGCUCUCCCGCAUGCGUUUGUGGACCGGGUGGCGUUGACAGUGGCCCACCUGUUGUUAAGUGAGACGGAACAGAGCCUGCGUGGACAGUCCAGCCCGUGGAAUAGAGGAGAGAGUCUUCCCUUGAGUGAAAUUGCCGAACGUUUAGACAAGGACACUUUGAAAACUUUGAAGAAGGAAUAUGGAGGCCUACAGACCUUGCUUAGAAAUAAUUAUCAAGUAUUUAAAGUUCAAAAUGGGAAAGUUCAUAUUCGUGACUGGAGAGAAGAGGAGAGGCCCAGGAGACAGAUGAAACACCGACUUCCUUCUAAAGCCGUUAAAACUCGCCUGUGUUGGUUUUACAUGCAUCACCCUCAAGGCUGCCCUCUGACUUCUCCAUCUUGUCCUUAUGCUCAUGGAACCGCAGAGCUGAACCCAAGAAAUGGAAUGCCGAGCCAUAAAGAGUUGCUUGUUCAGAUUUGCUAAAUAAAAUGUCUAAUGUCAUAAAGAGCAUCUAUCUUAAUAUUAUGGUGGCAGCUUCUGUGUUUAUUCUGCUUCAUAAGACAAAAAGAGGCCCCCUUGUAGCACAGCGA